AUGUUGGUGCUGUCUAACGACACAGCCCUGAAUUCAUUCCUCUCCAAGCUGCUUCAAGACUACCUGGAGCAGUCGAACAGCUCUGCACCUUCCCAGGUCAGAAGUGCUGGCAGCAACCUGGAAAUCAUCUACGUGCUGCUGAUGGUCGGCCUCUUUGGAUUCUUCACAGUGGGAGUCAUGCUGACCAACAUCCGUGCCAGGAAGCUGGAGGACUCCCGUGACCCCUACAACACCUACAUUGCCACAGACAUUUGGCACAAGAAGGACAGGGAGUAUUUUCAAGCCAAGCUCAUAGAAAACUACAAGCUGUGCUGUGUCUUUGAAAACCAGCUGGCCGUGGAGCAGCCAAGCACACAGAUUCCUGAGGUGAAGUCUUCCUAG
Messenger RNA from Tauraco erythrolophus (red-crested turaco), 381 nucleotides. It is a transcript of the gene KCNE1, whose product is annotated as potassium voltage-gated channel subfamily E regulatory subunit 1. Gene Ontology annotation, cellular component: voltage-gated potassium channel complex; membrane. NCBI's taxonomy places the organism in Eukaryota, Metazoa, Chordata, Aves, Musophagiformes, Musophagidae. Gene Ontology annotation, molecular function: potassium channel regulator activity; voltage-gated potassium channel activity involved in ventricular cardiac muscle cell action potential repolarization; delayed rectifier potassium channel activity. Gene Ontology annotation, biological process: regulation of heart rate by cardiac conduction; negative regulation of delayed rectifier potassium channel activity; potassium ion export across plasma membrane. The record is from RefSeq and is a predicted model, not a curated record.